Molecule: messenger RNA, 1849 nt
Organism: Cyclopterus lumpus (lumpfish)
Lineage: Eukaryota; Metazoa; Chordata; Actinopteri; Perciformes; Cyclopteridae
Product: sperm-associated antigen 16 protein
Exons: 3
Coding region: 30-1712 (560 amino acids)
Biological process (GO): axoneme assembly
Cellular component (GO): axonemal central apparatus
Molecular function (GO): protein binding
Source: RefSeq, a predicted model, not a curated record
ACAAGGAGCUCAGAAACAGAGGAGAGAAGAUGAACGAAAGAGCAGACGAGGAAAACAAGGAGGUUUUGUCAGAGGAGGAGGAGGAGGACUUUGAAGCGGCUGUCCCCCCCUGUGCUCCCAGAAGGACACCUGCACCGUCCAGACAACAAACCGUCCCCAAAAUCCCAGAGGCUGUAGACGACUUCCUGAGGAACUUCCUGAGGAGGGCCGGUCUGAGCCGAACUCUGCAUGUCUUCGAGGCCGAGUGGUACGGCUCGGCACAGAAACUCCUGACUGAAUCUCUGUGGACGUGCGUCUCAUUCAUUCCCGACGCUCUCACACACGGGCGACUCCUCCAGAGCGAGCUGGAGGCGGUGCGCAGAGAGACGGGCCUGCUCAGACAGGGCGUGCUGGUGGCGGGGGGGAGCCUGGUGAGGAUGCAGAGGGAGAGGGACUUCCACCGGCUGCAGUACCGACGGGUUGCUGAGGAGAAGAACGGGCUCAUCGAGGACUUCAAACAGCUGAAGGAACACCUGGAGUCCUACGAGCCGGCGCUGAGGCAGCUGGAGGACAAAUGUCAAGCAGCCCUGAGGCAGAACAUGCUCAUCAGUUUGGAAAAGGACAGAGUUCAAAACGCCACGGACGCAAGACUGAAUGAGGAGAAGUCCCACAUCAGGAGAGAGACGAGCAUCAAAAGGAGCGACGGCACCGACACAUCACCAGACGAAAGCCCCAUGACCACACAUCCAAAAGACACCGAGCUCCCCGUCUGCAGCAGGCUGCUGAAUCCUCGCCUGCCUCAAGGGACGUUUCAGAAGUGGAAAAGCUCCAGUUCCUUCAGCCUGUCCUAUUCCUUCAGAGCCCAUAAGCUUCCCAUUAGCUGCAUCGACCUCCAUCCACAAAAACCCAUCCUCGCCACCGCCAGUGAUGACCGCAGCUGGAGGCUGUGGGAGCUGCCCCCCCACAGGGAGAAGGUUCGCCAGGUGCUGACGGAUGAGGGUCACUCUGAUUGGCUGUCGGGCUGCAGCUUUCACCCCGAUGGAGCCAAACUGGCAACAACUAGUGGAGACUCGACGGUGCGGCUGUGGGACUUCUCCCGCGGCGGCUGCGUGGCGGCGCUGUCCGGCCACAGCCAGCCCACCUGGGGCUGCUCCUUCCACUCUUGCGGUCACUUCGUGGCCUCCUGCUCCGCCGACCGAACCGCCAAGCUGUGGGACCUGGACAGCCAGCGGUGCCGGCUCACGCUGCGCCGCCACACCGCCUCCGUCAACAGCGUCUGCUUCCUGCCCUUCUCCAACCUACUCCUCACGUGCUCGGCUGACAAAACCCUCGCCACGUGGGACGCCAGACUGGGAGUCUGCACCGCCAUCUUCCAUGGACACCGGCACCCCUGCAACCACGCUGCCUUCAGCCCGGCGGGCGACGCCGUGGCCUCCUGCGACACACAGGGCACCAUCCACCUGUGGGACACCAGGAAACCCGCGCUGCCGACGGCGACAGUUGAUGCUGGGCCACUGGCCGCCAACCAGGUGGCGUUCAGCCCGUCGGGGAAGACGCUGGCCGUCGCCAGCGCCGACAGGCUGGUCAGGGUGGUGGAGGUGGAGUCCGGCUUGGCGAGCAGCCUGUCGGGACACGGCGACGGCGUGCAGAGCGUGGCGUUCGACCACGAGGGGGAGACUGUGAUGUCAGCUGGGAGUGACGGGGUGAUUAACGUUUGGGCAGGAACCAGCUGAUGAUGAACCUUUUGUUUUCUUGUGUUGAUGGAAAUGUUUGAUAAGUUUUACAAUUAAUACCAAACAUUGUUGAUUGCUUACUUUGGGAAUUAAACGUUUAAAAAAAAGAAAAACGAUGGCAUAAAGACCUUUGAUUG